AUGCAUCGGUGCACGCCGCUCGAGUUGCAACAGGUUGUUUGGCGAAGAGCCGCCGCGGCGCAUGCGCCCUGCCACACCGCCAGCGCCCCGCCACAGUGGCAGCGGGAAUCCACGGAGUGCGCCCACUGUGGAACGCCCGCUGCAAUAGCUCCACUGCCGCGUGGAAUUAGGCGCGACGCGAUUCUGCCUUUAACCGAGCCGGGGCCGAAUUGUGGCAUUUGCAACGCAGUACAGCACUACAUCGACCCGCUUAUGGGUGGCGUCGCGCUA
Molecule: messenger RNA, 270 nt
Organism: Iphiclides podalirius (scarce swallowtail)
Lineage: Eukaryota; Metazoa; Arthropoda; Insecta; Lepidoptera; Papilionidae
Source: the annotation of a GenBank genome assembly